GAAAAUACUAUGGCAGUGGAAGUAAGCCGUAGUGCACUAUUCUGAGACACUAUCUAGUGCGGAAGUGUGCUCUAGUGAGGUAGUGAACUAUUUUGAUAUACUGUCUCGUGCGGAAGUGUGCAGGUUUGGCCGUUAGUCAGUGCACUAUUCAACAGACGGGAGUGCGCAUUUUGAGACCUGAACAUUUGUAAAAACAACAACAACGACAACAAAAUACAUCAUUCUUCGGAUGUUUUCGUAUACAAAACGGGGCGUGGUUUCUGUUUUUUUUUAGCCAACCACGGUGAAAGAGAAGGAGGGAAGGGGCGGAGCUUUCGCCUAACCGGGAAGCGGAGCGCGAUCCGGAGCAGCGGAGCUGCUCUCUGCCUUCGAACGGAGAUUUUCGGGGCAUCGAGAAUCACAUCCCGGCCUCUCUCUCUCUCUCUUUCUCUCUCUUUUUUAUAAGUAAACAUUCUGGACAUGGCCGACCCAGGAAUGGACAAUGAUGCGGGGGGCGCGCGCGGUUUCGCGAGACAGGGCGCGCUGCGGCAGAAAAACGUGCACGAAGUGAAGGACCACAAGUUCAUCGCGCGCUUCUUCAAGCAGCCCACCUUCUGCAGCCACUGCACCGACUUCAUCUGGGGUUUUGGUAAGCAGGGCUUCCAGUGCCAAGUGUGCGGUUUUGUGGUACACAAACGCUGCCAUGAGUUCGUCACAUUCUCCUGCCCAGGAGCGGACAAGGGGCCGGCAUCAGACGAUCCCCGCAGUAAACACAAAUUUAAGGUACACACAUACUCCAGUCCCACUUUCUGUGACCACUGUGGAUCGCUACUUUAUGGGCUCAUACACCAGGGGAUGAAAUGUGACACCUGCAUGAUGAAUAUUCAUAAGCGGUGCGUGACCAAUGUUCCGAGCCUGUGCGGGACGGAUCACACGGAGAGGAGAGGACGACUGCACAUCAGCGCCGACAUCAAAGAGAAAACUCUGACCGUAACCGUCAGAGAGGCUCGGAACCUGGUGCCGAUGGACCCGAACGGCUUGUCGGACCCAUACGUCAAGCUCAAACUGAUUCCCGACCCCAAGAGCGAAAGCAAGCAGAAAACCAAAACCAUCAAGUGUUCGCUCAACCCCACCUGGAACGAGACGUUCGCAUUCAAUCUGCGUGAGACGGAUAAGGACAGACGUCUGUCUGUGGAAAUCUGGGACUGGGAUCUGACCAGCAGGAAUGACUUCAUGGGUUCUCUCUCGUUUGGCAUCUCCGAGCUCCAAAAGCAAGGGGUCAGUGGCUGGUAUAAGUUGUUGGGCCAAGAAGAAGGCGAAUAUUUUAACGUUCCGGUCCAGCCAGACGGUGAAGACGGUAACGAGGAACUGCGGCAGAAGUUUGAGAGAGCCAGGAUCGGUCCGGGCCAGAAGAACACCGACAGCUCGUCGUCCAACGACAUCUCCAAAUACGACUCCAACGGCAACCAGGAUCGCGUCAAGCUGUCCGAUUUUAACUUCAUCAUGGUGCUGGGAAAAGGCAGCUUCGGAAAGGUGAUGCUCGCCGAGCGCAAAGGAACGGACGAGCUUUACGCCGUGAAGAUCCUGAAGAAGGACGUGGUGAUCCAGGACGAUGACGUGGAGUGCACCAUGGUGGAGAAGAGAGUCCUGGCGCUUUCUGGAAAACCGCCUUUUCUAACACAGCUGCACUCGUGCUUUCAGACUAUGGACCGUCUGUACUUUGUGAUGGAGUACAUUAACGGUGGAGAUCUGAUGUACCAGAUACAGCAAAUGGGGAAGUUUAAGGAGCCGCAUGCUGUGUUCUACGCUGCAGAGAUUGCCAUUGGUCUGUUCUUUCUCCAUUUAAAAGGCAUCAUUUACAGAGACUUGAAGUUGGAUAACGUGAUGCUGGAUUCGGAGGGUCACAUUAAAAUCGCCGACUUCGGCAUGUGCAAGGAGAACAUGAUCGACGGCGUGACUACGAAAACCUUCUGCGGAACUCCGGACUACAUUGCGCCUGAGAUCAUUGCCUAUCAGCCGUACGGGAAGUCUGUGGACUGGUGGGCGUACGGAGUCCUGCUGUACGAGAUGUUAGCAGGACAGCCGCCGUUCGACGGCGAAGACGAAGACGAGCUUUUCCAGUCCAUCAUGGAGCACCACGUUUCCUAUCCCAAAUCCAUGUCUAAAGAAGCCGUGGCUAUAUGCAAGGGCCUGAUGACGAAGCAUCCGGGGAAGCGUUUGGGUUGCGGCCCUGAGGGCGAGCGAGACAUUAAGGAACACGCCUUCUUCCGGUACAUGGACUGGGAGAAGCUGCAGAACAAAGAGGUUCAACCUCCGUUCAAACCCAAAGCAUGCGGUCGAGACGCAGAGAACUUUGACCGUUUUUUCACCCGCCAUCCUCCGGUCCUGACCCCUCCCGACCAGGAAGUGAUUCUUAACCUGGACCAGGACGAGUUCCAGGGUUUCUCGUACAUUAACCCCGAUUUCCCAGCUCAGGAGUCCAAGUAGCCAAUAGCAGCGCGGCGCUUGCACCAAUCAGAUCGGAGAGCCUGAAACGACCGAGACCUAACGAGCCAAUCAGUUUGACCAGUCUGUAUUUACAUUUACGCUUCCGUUUGUUUCCUACGGUUCAUGCUGGUUAAUUAUCUCACACACACACACACACACACACACACACACACACACAUUGCCCUUCUACGGUGUUAUAAACUCGUAAUGUUAUGAGUUGACUACAUGAGAAAUAUAUAUAUGUUUACUUUUUAUUAUUCGGUUAAAAUAAUGAGCGGUCUAUUUGCAUAUCUUUUUGGCGGGGCGGGGUUUAGAAUAUAAAUAUGAUAUAUAUUAUAGAUAAUAUAGAUUAUAAAGUAUACUUUUUUUUUUUUUAAACAAUAUUCGCCAAAAUAUUAAAAGCCACCAAGUUUCAUUAUGUAGGUCAGUCUGUUCCUGGUACUUUUUUUUGUUUGUUUGUUUGUUUGUUUAUUUUGGGCCUUGUUUAUCAAAGCGGAUACGAAGGAGAUUUGUUCGCCGGCGCGUUUGGACGAUUCGCGAAAGUUCAGAAAACCUCCGUAUCCUACGAGAACUUGCGUAAACGUACGUGUUAACCAACCGGUUUUACGUACGGGUUACGCGCCGAGACUUUUCGUAUUAACGACAAAUAGGACGAGCUGUUCGAUCGGGACAAUAAAAAGUAAUGGCACCCUCUGGGAGGAGGAGGAGGAGGAGUUAGCGCGCGUUAGUCCGCGACGGCCGAGCUGCAUUACCGGACGGUCCAGGCGGCGGCGCUCUUCCGUUUCGUUCCGCCGCAAUUUCGUCCGUUUCAGAGUUUUGUGGGCGUGGCUAAACGUAAACGCGCCGUGAGUUCAAGUCGGUAAAACCACUGACGAUUUUGUAGAUCGCAUUAUCGGAGAACGCAGGGAUUUUUUUUACUUCAGUUUGCGUAUGAAACGUAAUCUUGACGCACAACUUGGCUAAGAUCAGUUCAGAUUGAUAAACGAGGCCCAGUGUGAGCACGUGUGUACACACAAAAGUAUGCUAUUUCUUUAUUUCGUCAUAUAUAUAGAUCUCUCUCUCUCUCUCUCUCUCUCUCUCUCUCUCUCUCUCUCUCUGUGCCAAAUCAAAAGUCAGGUCAGGAUCAGACGUUGGUCCUGUGUAAUUUAAUGUAGUUCGUUUACAUCACUGGUUCCCAAACCAGUCCUCGGGGACCGGGUGCGUUUUUUUUUGUUUGUUUGUUUUGUUUUGUUUUUUAAUGUUUUUUGCUUUCCCUCUCUCAGCACACGUGUAUCAGGUGUACAGUGGUGGUGUUUUUUAUUUUGGGUUUGCAUGAACUUGGAUACACUCUUUACACGAGAAGUUUUCAAAAAGUGGUCCCAAAAGUGGUAUUAUUAUUAUUAUUAUUAUUAUUAUGAUGAUGAUGAUGAUUAUGUUUGGGGGUAAAAAUAGAGCGCAUAUCUUUUGUGGUUAGUCCAGCAGUUCUGUGUCGUACAUUAUUCUUGUUAAACCAGAAGCCCUCAAAGUAUUCGAAUGAGAGAAAAUGCAAUCCACUGUGAAGAGAUGGUACAUUUUACAUUUUAAUAUAUAUAUAUAUAUAUACACACACACCAAAUAGUCCAUUUAUGAAUAAACCUUGUUGUUUCGUUUUGUUUUGUUUCUCACACGAUCUGAAAAGCAUCCUCGCCAUACGACACGUUGUUAUUGUGUGCUGAUGAUGUGUUGCUCGGUGAGUUUCUCGCCGCUCUUUAGCGAGAACCUCAUCCUGCGGAGUGACCAACAAAAUAAAGGCAUGGAUACCUUC
Molecule: messenger RNA, 4249 nt
Organism: Ictalurus furcatus (blue catfish)
Lineage: Eukaryota; Metazoa; Chordata; Actinopteri; Siluriformes; Ictaluridae
Gene: prkcba
Product: protein kinase C, beta a
Exons: 17
Coding region: 460-2466 (668 amino acids)
Biological process (GO): protein phosphorylation
Molecular function (GO): diacylglycerol-dependent serine/threonine kinase activity; ATP binding; zinc ion binding
Source: RefSeq, a predicted model, not a curated record